This is a messenger RNA of Perca flavescens (yellow perch), 2176 nucleotides long. RefSeq names its product microtubule-associated protein RP/EB family member 3. The transcript is spliced from 9 exons. Gene Ontology annotation, molecular function: microtubule binding. The coding region runs from base 191 to 1336 and encodes 381 amino acids. The record is from RefSeq and is a predicted model, not a curated record. Lineage: Eukaryota; Metazoa; Chordata; Actinopteri; Perciformes; Percidae.
UUAGGUGGGAGCGAGGCCAGUCUCGCAGUCUUUGCUAAGGCAACAGUCUGGCGUAUAGCAACAGAAGCCCAUCAUCAGAUAACAACGGGGCGGCUGUGAGAGCAACGGGUCGCACUUCAGUCUUUUUGUAAGGUGGUCCACCACCACAACCGUUUAAACAGCUCACACCAAACACACAGAGUGCAGGAGGAUGGCGGUGAAUGUUUACUCCACCUCAAUGACCAUUGAGAACCUGAGUCGUCAUGACAUGCUGGCAUGGGUCAACGACUCUCUGCAGCUCGCAUACACAAAGAUCGAGCAGCUCUGUUCGGGUGGUGCUUACUGUCAGUUAAUGGACAUGCUGUUUCCAGGGUGCAUAUUAAUGAAGAAAGUGAAAUUCAAUGCUAAACUGGAGCAUGAAUACAUCCACAAUUUCAAGGUCUUACAGGCUUCAUUCAAAAGAAUGAAUGUGGACAAGAUCAUUCCUGUGGAGAGGCUGGUGAAGGGCAAGUUCCAGGACAACUUUGAGUUCCUUCAGUGGUUUAAGAAGUUUUUUGAUGCCAACUAUGACGGGAAAGAUUACGACCCUGUGAUGUCACGGCAGGGCCAUGAGGGAACACCGCCUCCACCCAACCCAGGCCACAUGAGAACAUCUCCCACAGCACCAAAGAGUGUUCCUCCCCCCCAGAGGCAGACCAACACAGCACCAGCCCGCAGGCCAACUCCCGUGAGCCGCAAUGGAGGAGACGCUGAGCUUCUAGAGCUCAACCAGCAGCUGCUAGAUCUGAAGCUGACUGUAGACGGACUGGAGAAGGAGAGGGACUUCUACUUUGGAAAGCUGAGAGAUAUUGAGCUUCUCUGCCAGGAAAGCGAAAGUGACAGCCAAGUCAUCAGCAAAAUCCUGGAUGUACUGUACGCUACAGAGUCCCAGAUGGGUCGGAAAAUCAAACAGCGUUGUGUCUGGAUUCAUAACAUCAUCCGGAGGAGCAAACGGCUCGGAGAAUUUUACUGCCUGCUCCAGGAAGUAAAGUUACGUCUGGAUGACUGCCGCUUCCAGCGCCUCUUGAGGACGGAUUUGCACCGCCAGACGACGAUGAAAUUGAGGAAGGGGCAGAGCGAGACCAGGAGGAGUUCUGAACUGUUCUUCCUCUCUUCAUCAUCCUCCCCCCACCUCUCACCCUUUAACCUACCUGAUAAUUAUUGUCAUAAUCCCCCUCUUUUUCCCCUUUUUAAUUUAAUUAUUUCCCUUACUUCUCCCAUCUUGUCUGCGACUGUCCUGUUCCAUGUUGACUUUGUUGCACAGCCUGGCUUCCCAAACUCUUACGAAGGACACUUAACCCAGACCUGUCUGGACUAGGGCCCAGCAGCCUGGCGUGGCUCACUCGACUUUCUCUGACCAGUUACCAAAGGGGACAGCUGCACUGCAGGGCUGGUUUAGCCUGCUAAAAAUGUUUAGGUUAAUAACAAUGAGAUAAAUCACAGCCUGAAGCCAACAGCGCUAUCUGUUUUGAUAAACGGAAGGUCACUUUCUCUCACCAUGCACUUUGAUUGGUGACUGCACACAGAUGCUCACAUUCACCAGGGUUCUCUGAAGAGUUUAUAUAUGAAACCAAAAUGUUUUCCCCACAAUGUGACUAAAUUGUACGAGGUGAGAUUAUAAAUGGUGUCAAGUCCCAUAGGAGAAGGGCCUGCACAUAUAUUUUGAUCUUAUUGCAUACGAUGACACGUGAACGUACAUUUUGCCCCCCUAUAUCACAGACUUUGAACUGCUCACAUGUACAAGCAUAAAGAAGUCAUCAUUCCCGAGUUGAAAAUAUCACAGUCUGCUUUUAGUCAUGAAGGUGUCCCACCACAGAGGGUUUGCCCAUGGCUGUUUUGACAGCUUGUUUAAGAGACAGCAUGAUGUAUUUAUGUUUCUAUUUAUUUAUCUUUUUUUUUUUUUAAUCUGCAACGGUUUUUAAGUGGUUUUGGAUUUCUUGCACUAAAUGUAGCAAAACAAACCGACUGAAGUGAUCCAAAAUGCAGACAUGCAGUGAAGAUACAGAAAGAUGCAAUUUUAUAUUUUGUAGAUUUGUUUUAAAGAGGUUUGUUUUUUAUUUGCAUUGAAUUCCUCAGCGGUGUCAGUGUAAGAGUUAUUUAUCAGGCUUUGAAUUCUAUGAAUGAACAAAUGUUAAAAACCAAUAAAUAAAAAAAAAAA